GCCCCAGUCCCAGUUGGAUUCAAGGCAAUGUUGCCUCAAAAUAAGGACCAGGUGCUGCUACAGAACGCAGUGCCCCCUGGGCGCCCCCCGCAGGGCCUUUCUCAACUUGUGGACUCCUCUACCCUAACCCUACAGCCUCUCUCUCCCUACCCACCUUUCUCCUCUUCCACACAGUCCUAUCUCCCUUUCUCCCCUUCUCCAUUGUCCCCUAGUCCUGGCCUCCAUUCCUACUCUUCUGAGUCAAAUUCUGACUUUGCUCCACACUCCUACUCCUCUCCCCUCCCAAGUUCCCCCACUUUCUUUCACCAGAGCUACGGCACUAUUGCCUUUCCACAGUCCUCCUCCCCCUCCAACCAACAGCUCUACCCAUCUCCUCCUCUGACCCGCUCCUCCUCUCCUUCCCAGCCACACAACUCUCCCCGCUCCGGUUAUCAGACUCCUUCCUGCCAGCAAGACCUACCUAGCUCCACGCUCACUUCCCCCAGCCUACCUUCUCCAGGGGUCCACUCUAACAAGCAGACAUGGCACUGGCCUCAGUACAGGGAAACCAAGUCCCCUGGGGUGGUGGGAGGAUGCGUGGCAAGCGAGAAGGACCCUGCAGAGUUCAGGGACCCAGGGGCCCUGGCCCAGGCCCUGGUGGUCCACCUGGGGCACCGCCGCAUCGCCCACGACCUGCGGCUUCUGCUUCUGCAGCGCCUGUGGCUAGGCAAAACAGGCCAGGCCCCAGUUGUGGAGUAUCCCGUAUGCCUGGUGUGCCUGCGACUCCGCGGUCCCUCUUGCCCCAAAACCAAGUACAGGACUGGACCCCGGCUGCUUGCAUUCCCCCAGCUACUGCCCUGYGCACAGGGCCAGGAAUCUGGGCCACUCCGCAUAGGCAUCGGCUUUGGCCUCCGCCUGCCUCAGGGCCAGGCCAGGGCCUUGCAUCUGUUGCCAGAAAAAAGGCGGGAAGAAGUAGGGCUUCAGGGCAAGGCCACUCAGGCUCCUCCGCAUCAAGCACCAGCAGCCCAGACCCCAGCAGCUCAGCGGCUCAGAGCCCCAGCGGCUCAGAAUCAGGCAAAUUCAGUCCCAGGCACACCCUUGCAGGCCGGGAGCCACAGGUCUGCAGGCCUCCCAUCUCCAAGAUCCACCMCGUGUUCGGAGCCUCCACCUCAGGCACCAAAACAGGCCACUGCUUCCCUGAAGCCCAAGCUGCCUCCUGCCCCAAAGAGGCCUUCCUCUCCAGAGCCUGUUCUCCAAAAGUCACAAUCCUAGUUCCAGAACUGCGGAGGCUCCCUGGAGCACUCYCUCAAACCCCCACCCUACCCACCAGGUCCCAGAUCUCGGGGAGCCCCCGAGACACCCUGAAGGGCUGGUUGACUGGAGGUCAGGUCUGUUCUCCUGCCCUGAACCCUGGAAACCCCUUAUGGAGUUUGCUGUCUCCUGGCUGAAGAGGA
This is a messenger RNA of Urocitellus parryii (Arctic ground squirrel), 1433 nucleotides long. It is a transcript of the gene Prr30, whose product is annotated as proline rich 30. The record is from RefSeq and is a predicted model, not a curated record. Lineage: Eukaryota; Metazoa; Chordata; Mammalia; Rodentia; Sciuridae.